AUGAACCGCUGGGCGAGACUCUCUCUCUCUGUCUGUCUGUCUCUCUGUUCAGUGAAUAGGAGGGAGAUGCUGGAUUCGGGAGGUCCGCCAUUAUUGGGAAGCUGAAAAAAAAAUAGACUUAUACACACCGUCACACAUUUAGCCUGUAAGGGGCUUAACGCUAGAAAGGAAAAUACAACAGUUUGGGACGAGCUGUUGUAGCUACACUGAAAAGCGGUUCUUUGGUUAAUGAAGGCAGAGCUUGUGGUCGCGUUUCAUACGGACUCUUUUUAUUUUUUGACACAACAAAGGAAAUAAUAAUUGGUCAAAACAACGUGGUGGCUGAACCAAGAAGAAAAAAACACACCGAAAUAGCGCUUUUACAACGCCUCCCCCCUUUUCUCCUCGUUUCCAGCCGGGGGUGGGGGGAAAAGACUGGAGUUUGAACAGCAUUUCAACUAGAAUUUAGUUGGUUUUUCUCUCUCCCCCCACCCCUCUCUCCUCAGACAGGGAGAGACAUGCAUCUCGUUUCUGAAAACUUCAGUCUGAUGAAAACGAACACUUGAUGUGGGAAGCAUUGGACACAUAUUCGUUUAUUCAAAAAAAAAAAAGAAGCGGAAAAUAAUCAAUGUGAGUGCUGGUAGGAAGUGUUUUUGUCUGUAUGUUUUUUUUUUUUUUUAAAGUCUUUCACCGGCUGUGAGUCGCAGAGGAGCAGAAAGAGAAAGGAAGGAGUGGACGAGAGAGGGAGGAAUGCUAUGGACCAAACCCCAGCUCAGUGAACUCCUCUUGCAUGGAAACCCUCCUUCCCUGGCAGCCUUUUCCUCUCCCUAGAGCUAUCGGCCAGCAUGGCAGGAUGAACCUCUGCCAGCGAUAAUGAUGGCCAAAAAGCAAGAUGUCCGGGCACCCACCUACAACCUGGUCGUGGUUGGCCUGUCGGGCACAGAGAAGGAGAAAGGCCAAUGUGGUGUGGGCAAGUCUUGCCUCUGUAACCGCUUUGUCCGGCCAAGUGCAGAUGACUUCCACCUAGACCAUACCUCCGUUCUCAGCACCAGUGACUUUGGAGGCCGUGUUGUGAACAAUGACCACUUCCUGUUCUGGGGAGAGGCUGGGCGGACCAUGGAGGAGGGGCCAGAAUGCCGUAUGAAUGUGGUGGAGCAGACGGAGUUCAUUGAUGAUCAGACGUUCCAGCCACACCGAAGCACAGCGCUCCAGCCUUACAUCAAGAGGGCAGCUUCUGCCAAGCUGGCUUCGGCUGAGAAGCUAAUGUACUUUUGCACAGAUCAGCUGGGACUGGAGCAGGACUUUGAGCAGAAACAGAUGCCCGAAGGCAAGAUUAUGGUGGAUGGCUUCUUACUCUGUGUGGAUGUUAGCAGGGGUAUGAACCGUAGCUUUGAGGACCAGAUGAAGUUUGUUACCAAUCUGUACAACCAGCUUGCCAAAACGAAGAAACCUGUGGUACUGGUUCUCACCAAAUGUGAUGAAGGAGUUGAGCGCUAUAUUAAAGACUCACACACCUUUGCCCUAGCCAAGAAGAACCUACAGGUGGUAGAAACAUCAGCACGCUCUAAUGUCAAUGUUGACUUAGCCUUUCUUACACUGGUUCAGCUAAUAGACAAGAGUAGGGGAAAGCCCAAAAUCAUCCCUUACUUUGAGGCACUGAAACAGCAGAGUCAACAGAUUGCCUUAGCCAAAGACCGCUAUGAGUGGCUAGUCAACCGAAUUGUGAAGAACCACAAUGAGACAUGGCCCAUUGUCAGUCGUCGCAUGCAGUCUGCCCCUGAGUACAAGGACUAUGUUUUCCUUGAAGGGACAGCUAAGGCCAAGAAGCUCUUCCAGCAGCAUGUGCAUAGACUUAAACAAGACCAUAUAGAGAAACGUAGGAAGGCCUAUCUAAGUACACUACCACAGGCACUGGCUGUAGUGUUACCACAGUUGGAUGAGAUAGACCACCUGAGCUGGUCUGGAGUUCAGAAAGUCCUAGAGACAAAGAGAGAUUUUUCCCAAUGGUUUGUAGUGCUAGACGACACCCCUUGGGAGACUACACCACACAUUGAUAACAUGGAGGAUGACCGAAUCCCCCAGGACCUCCUGGAGACCCCCGCAGCUGAAGCUAUCUAUGAGACCCACCUGGAGCACCUAAGGAAUGAGCGCAAACGGGCUGAGAUGAGAUGGGAGUUCAAGGACAAGCUAAGUGUCUCUCCUUUCAUCACACCCGGGAAACCCUGGGAGGAGGCUAGAAGCUUCAUCAUGAAUGAAGACUUCUACCAGUGGCUGGAUGAGGCUGAAUAUCUGGAUAUCUACAACAAACACCAGAAGGAAAUCAUUGACCGAGCCAAAGAGGACUUUCAGGAACUGCUUCUUGAAUACUCUGAACUCUUUUAUGAGCUGGAAGUGGAUGCAAAGCCAAGUAAAGAGAAAAUGGGAGCGAUUCAGGAGGUGUUGGGUGAGGAGCAAAGGUUUAAAGCCCUGCAGAAGCUGCAAGCAGAAAGGGAUGCUCUGGUAUUGAAACAUAUCCACUUUGUUUACCACCCCACAAAGGACACCUGUCCCAACAGCCCCCACUGUGUUGACAGUAAGAUAGAGCAGAUUCUGGCCUCCAGAUUCCCUACCCGCUACCCAUCAUCAGAUAGUUCAAGACUAGAUUUGGGGAGGGCUGAACGGAUUAAUCUUGUCAUCCUAGGAAAAGAUGGGUUAGCCAGAGAGAUGGCAAAUGAGAUAAGGGCCUUGUGCACCAGUGACGACCGGUACGUGUUGGAUGGCAAGAUGUAUGAGUUAGCCCUUCGUCCCAUAGAGGGCAACGUACGUCUGCCAGUCAAUUCAUUCCACACGCCAACCUUUACACCACAUGGUUGCCUGUGCUUGUACAACUCAAAGGAAUCCCUCUCUUAUGUUGUCGAGAGUUUAGAAAAGCUUAGGGAGUCAACUAUAGGCAGAAGGGAAAGGGAAAACAGCUUAUCCCAACUCCCACUGUCCCUCCUUCUGGUCACGAAGCGAGGGGUGGGGUCAAUUGGGGAUAUUGGGGGGGAGACAGCUCAGACUCUUAUCCAACAAGGACAGCAGGUAGCUGGAAAGCUGCAGUGUGCCUACCUAGACCCUGCCUCUCCAGGCAUGGGCUACGGUCGCAAUGUCAACGAGAGGCAGAUCAACCAGAUGCUGAAGGGCCUCUUAGAAUCACGGAGAAGCAUAGGAAGCAGCUCCCCUCCAUUACCCCCUCCACCCUCUGCCUUCAGAGACUCUCAGUCCCAGCCAAUGCUAGAGGCAGACUUGAGGAUAGUCAUGUGCCUGAUGUGUGGAGACACGUACGACAUAGACCAGCUCCUUGCUCCCUUCCUUUUGCCCCAGCAUUGUCGUCCUGCUGCCAGUCUCAGCAGUGGCACCUCCGUUUUGCUGGAUCUCAGUAUAGGAGGUCAGAGGCAGAAUAUUGAGCUGUCACUGCUCUCCUUUCAUUCCUCAUUCUCACUCCGCAAGACCAAGCUGGUCCACGGCUACAUUGCAGUUUACUCUGCUCGCCGCAAGGCUUCUAUGGAGACGUUAUGUGCUUUCCUGUGCGAGGUCCAAGACAUCAUCCCAGUCCAGUUGCUAGCAGUAGGGGAGAGUCAGAUGGAGCUGUCAGACUCAGAGUCAGCUAAGGAGCAGGUCAGCCAGGGAGAGGAACUUGCCCAUGAAAUAGAGGCCAGGUUUAACACAGUGAUAUGUGGACAUGGUGGGGUAGUAGGGGGGCUUCAUAAGAUAGACCUUUUCCAAUCCUUCCUCAAAGAAGCGGUAGAGAAGCGCACUAUUGUGGAGGCCACACACAUGUAUGAUAAUGUGGCUGAGGCAUGUACCAAUGAGAGCAUCAGCCCUCGCUGUGGCUCUCCUAGUCCAGUUAACAUUCUUAUGGACUCAGAGGACGAUAUCGACCCAUCACCACCUUACCCUACCCUGAGGGAGGAUGGCAGUCUGAGUUCCCACCUGGGAAGCUUCAAGCUGCCAGAUCUGGAUUCAAGUGAUACCUUCUCUGUAAUUUCUGAUCUCAGCACCUUUGAGAGCAAGCUGAACAACAAGGUUCCACCACAAGUGAAGCCGAAGCCUGUACGUAAGGUUAACCUCGGCCCCUACAUGGACCAGCAGGGUGGCACCAACCGCCGCUCUUUGCCCCAAGCUGUCACCUGGGCUCCAGGUAGCGAUGGUGGCUAUGACCCCUCAGACUACGCAGAGCCCAUGGAUGCUGUGAGCAAACCUCGACCUACAGAAGAGGAGAAUAUUUACUCUGUCCCUCAUGACAGCACACAGGGCAAGAUCAUCACCAUUCGCAACGCCAACAAAGGUCACUCCAAUGGAAGUGCUGGAGGGAAUGGGUCCGACAGUGAGGCUGAUAGCAGCUCACUGGAGCGCAGGAGAAAGUUGUCUGCCAUUGGGGUAAAGCCUAAGCUUUACAGAGACAGAUCCAAACGACUUGGCAAGUUCAGCAGUUUUAGGACGAGCUUCUCUAUAGGCAGUGAUGAUGAGAUGGGGGGUCCACCCAAGGCUAGUCAGGAUGAGGUAGGAGCCCAAAAGGACAACUCCAUCGAGGAGAUUGAGGACCCCAAGAAGAGAAAUAUUCUCAAGAGCCUGCGCAGAACUGCAAAGAAACCACGACCCAAACCCAGGCACUCCAUCUCAAAACCCAUUGAGAGCAACUACUUUGGUAUUCCACUAGCCACCGUGGUCACUCCUGAGAGGCCUAUUCCAGUCUUCAUUGAGAAGUGCAUCCGUUUCAUUGAAACAACAGGGUUAAACACAGAGGGCAUCUACAGGGUCAGCGGGAACAAGGCAGAGAUGGAGAGCAUGCAGCGCCAAUUUGACCAAGACCACAACCUGGACCUAGUAGAGAAAGACUUCACUAUGAACACAGUAGCUGGAGCCAUGAAGGCGUUCUUCUCUGAGCUACCUGAGCCUCUGGUGCCCUACAGCAUGCAGGGAGAUCUGGUGGAGGCCUUCAAGAUCAACGAUAGGGAGCAGCGCUUCCAGACGAUGAAGGACAUUCUGCGCCGCUUCCCCAAGGAGAAUUACGAGGUCUUCAAAUAUGUCAUCAGCCACUUGAACAAGGUGAGCCAGAACAACAAGUUGAACCUCAUGACCAGUGAGAAUCUGUCCAUCUGUUUCUGGCCCACACUGAUGAGACCAGACUUCACCACCAUGGACGCCCUGACUGCCACCCGUACCUACCAGACAAUCAUCGAGAGCUUCAUCCACCAGUGCGCAUACUUCUUCUACAAUCAGCCGCUGGCUGACGGCCUCCCCGGCUCCCCCACCUCUACGCUCUCCGGAGGAGGAGGAACCUCGGCCUACUCCUGCAUGGCUGGAGGCUACUCAUCUUCGCCGACUCCGUCCCCGACUCCCUACGUCCUCCCAGCCACCCCUCCUGUCAUUCCUCACUACGGCCCUCCUAUCCACCACCACCACCACCACCACCAUCAUCUCCAUCAACAUCAGUCCCCACCCCACUCCCCACCUGCUACUCCCCAGUCUCCGAUCCCAGCCCUGCUGCCGCCCUCCCUGCACCCCCAUCACCCCCCUACGGAACAACACACGCUGUGAACCAGGGAUCAAGGGAAAGAGGGGAGAGAAAAAAAAAAACCCAGAAGAAGGUGGAUAAUGAGAUUCGGCGAGAUUUAAGGGUUUAGAAUAAGAGAUUUUGAAGUUUGGGAAGGAAUUGAAGAAGAAAAAUGGAAACGAGAACAGGAGGUAUGAAGAGAAGUUGGGAGGGAUACAGUAGAGUGAGAUGCAGUAUGUACAGGGAGAAACCUACAUGUUUGGGAGAAGAAGGGGGUGUUUGAGCCUCUGUUGCUUUUAGAAACAUGGACACACACAAGGCAGAAAAGGGGAACACUGAAGAGCCUCUGAACUGGCAGUAUGACCUUUUCCCUCCACGCCACUUUAUCCCUUUGUCUCUCAGUGUCAGUUCAUCUAGACCUGCCCUCCUUGCCUUAUAGAGAACCUACACACAAGCACACUAAUGAGUGAGAUGUAGCCAGUAACUAAAGGGACUCAGAAGUAAAGUUGAAAGGGGAAUGUGAACUCUGUUAUGUUAAGAUUGCUUCAACACACACACACACACACACACACACACACACACGACACAAACUGCCAGUGGCCAGUGUGCCUCCAACAACCAUUCUCCUCAAUCCCUUAGCCUCUAACUGUGCUGGGAAUUUUGGUGGAAGCUGCACGUUUUUGCAACCCGACCCAUCUACUGUACCUACCUGGGAGGAUGGGGCUGGGACAAAGUGGAGAACAGAGCGAGUCUUGAACACAUGUUUGUUUAUUUCGCCAUUGUACAGAGGACUUAAGCAAGAAACACGUGUUACUACUCACCCGACAGGAUGUUCUGUCCUCCACAACACACACACACACAUUCCUAUCUAUCCACCCCUCACACAGCCACACGCACGCAGACAAAUUCAGUUUCAGUUGAGGCAGUAUACCAAACACAGAAGAAGAAAAAAAACUCAACCGACCGGAUCUGCUGGGCAGAAAAUUGGAGCAAACGAUUAUGGGAACUUUCACAUCCUUUGCAUUAUGGGAAAGCGCCUCCCAGUCUCGUCCCUCUCUCUCUCUCUCUCUCUCUCUCUCUCUCUCUCUCUCUCGAUUUGAACUUUAACCUCAUGCCCUGUCUUUGCUAACACACAAAGAAAGCAGCUUAAAAAGUGGAUAUAUUAAUUGGUCUUGAUUCUACAUUCACAUUCCCACUGUCCCAACACGUUUUUUUUUUAAUUCUGUCCCUCCCUUUAACAAAAUCAUGGGAAACAAAGAAAAAACCAUGGGGCCUAUCACUCAAUGAGUGGCCUUGUGUGUGUAAGUGUCUGUGUGACUGUCUGUCUGUCUGUGUGCGCAUGUAUCCAUGCCUUUUUGUUUUACCUGAAUUUCCCUGUAUUAGGCAGAAAGUGGGAAUAAUUCCAGUCUUGGACCUUCACCUGUCAUGUUGCUCCUCUCACGCUGUGGUGGUUUUACGAGCAAGUCGGUGCUGCAGUUUCCACCGUAAGGACCUUGGUCAAAAAGCACUUUUCUGAGCACUUUGAAGGCACAUUUUAAAUUGGAGCUGCCAUGACAUGACAGCCAACGUUCACUUUAUUGUCAGUCCACCCUACACUCUCUCUCUCUCUCUCUCUCUCUCUCUCUCUCUCUCUCUCUCUUUCUCUUUCUCUGGGAGCACACCACUGACAUCUAGAGGAAGAAAUGGGUAUUGCAGACAUAACCUCACUUCCACUACUGCAUGGGCGUAGCACCAUUUUCCUACUGUGGUUAUUGUAACAUCAGAUUCUCUUCUAGGUGCAAUUAUUAAAAUUUAUUAUCACUGUAUGUCCGGUAUAAUUAAUUUUAGAACUCAUGGAGAUUAAGAGUGUAAAUAAAAGAACAACAGUUUAAAAUCUGGUACAAAUCAAUUGAGAAUAUAUACCGUAGAUUGAGGCUUUGUUGCCAUAUGUGGUUACAUUGCAGUUGAUUAGACAUGCAGUAAAUGAAAUUGCCUCUCUGUCUUUAGUCGUUAGUUUCCACUUCACCAAAGCACUCAGCCCUUUGUGAAGGAGUGCAUGCCACUUCCCAGACGCCAUGUUUUGAGUGGAAAGAAAUGAAGAUUUAGGAGAUUGAGGCACAAUGUAGCAUUACGGGCCAGAGAGUAAGAGCUGGAAGCGAGGCUCAAGCUUUGACAGGUGGGAGGGACGUCUUUUUAUUGUUUGGGAAUAAUUAGUAACCACUGCUCCAGGCCUCGGCGCUGUCCUCUAAGGACACAGCGUUGUGCCUCUGGAAAGAAGACUCAAACAGGCUCUCUGUAUAACCACUACAGCAGUAUUCCCCCGCUGUCACUGUUAUGCCACCACAUCCCCUAGUCAUUCCUAGUCCAAGAGAGACAGUUGGGUCUGUGAGAGACAGCAGACCGAACAGACAGUCCAUUCAUCCGUCUGCAUGACUGGAACGGAGCAUCACAGAAUUCCUCGGCCCAGCCUGCUGUUACCGUAGAAACCAGCGAGAUGGGGCUCGAGGAGAAUCGCUGAGCCCUGAUCGAAGCAGCUUUUGAAGUGUGUUUCUGUAAGCUCGAGAAAGUGUGUGUGCAUGUGAACUUAUGCGUGUUAAUGUUAAGCAGAUGCUCACCAAGGUCACUUAUUCGGUUUGACACCGAAUUGCAUCUCUGCAUGUCUCUCCAGAUUGUCCUCUCUGCCCAAAAGGAAGAAAAAAAACCUUUUAACCAAUCACUGAACUCUUAAAGGAGCUUUUAUAAGUCUACACUACCUAUUUACCAUGUGUUUGUGUGUGAUUAGAGAAUAUAGAAAUUAAGAGUGUGUGUGUGUUUGGGUGGGUGGGUUUGAGCUAACAUGCUAGCAAGCUGUGCUUGGCAGAUGGCCAGACACCAGCGUGAUCCAAAUAAACGUGAAAGAGAGGAAUGCAGUUCUCCUUGCGGUCAUUACCCCGCUGUGUAACCCUGUUAGCUCGUCCAGAUUACACACACUGAUCCUCAGAGAAAGUGUGAGAGAGAUGGGGGAGAGAUUGGGGAGAGUGAGAGUGAGGGAAGACAGGCAGCAAACUGGUGAAUAGGAUCAUUAUUUGGGAGAUGGAGGGAGGAAGGAGGGGUACCACUGGUACUUGUGUGUGUGAACGCCGGCCAGUGGCGUUCCCUGUGUAUAUCAAUGUGUUAAUACUGAACUGACUGUGAGGCAGCCAAAGACUGUGGAAAAAAAAAAAAAAAAAAAAAAAAAAGGGUUGAGGGAGAGAGGGGAAGCAAAGUGACAGUUUAGAAGAACAAUUGAAUUAAAAAUGUGACUUUGGUUCAGCGAUAUGUGGCUGCAUUGCUUUUUUUUUUUUUUCUUUUUUGUUGCAACAAUGGUGACCGAUGUCUGUUAAGUUAAAAUGAGAAACAAGCAAAACUAUAUUCAAAUGGUUGUUUAUUAGUAUGUUAGGUCUAACACUUUGCCCUUUAGUCAGUGGUGAUAGAAAAAAAGUUUCUUUUUAUGUUUUAUUUUAAUAAUUAAAAACACACAAAGCAUUUUUUUUAACAAUUUCUCUGUGAUCGAUUGAGAGACCAGCCCAGUAUAGUGCAUGAUUUCUUCCCAACCAAGGAAGAGGGCUCCACCACUCUCACUAUUUAAGAGAUGAUUAAAAAAAAAUAUUAAGAAA
Molecule: messenger RNA, 9108 nt
Organism: Perca flavescens (yellow perch)
Lineage: Eukaryota; Metazoa; Chordata; Actinopteri; Perciformes; Percidae
Gene: arhgap35a
Product: Rho GTPase activating protein 35a
Exons: 7
Coding region: 853-5538 (1561 amino acids)
Biological process (GO): Rho protein signal transduction; regulation of cell size; regulation of axonogenesis
Cellular component (GO): cytosol
Molecular function (GO): GTP binding; GTPase activity; GTPase activator activity
Source: RefSeq, a predicted model, not a curated record